AUUGUUAUAGGCUAUCAAGCGAAGUAACUGACACUUGCUUCAUUUCGUGAUCUUUAACAACAUGGAUCUAAACAAAAUUGUAUGGCUUUAGCUGGAAAUGGCGGCCGACAGCGAAGAUAUUUUGGCCGUGAGGGAAUGGCUGUCCUCGGAAGUUAAGCUGGAAAGGUAUGCCGAUAAACUUGUGACAAACGGUUUUAUUUCCCUUAAGAGUUGCUGCAAGAUCGAUGAAACUGUUCUCGAUGAAGUUGGAAUUGUAUUACCGUACCAUCGUAAGCGAUUUUUGGCGUUUGUGGAGAAGUUGAAAGAAAAGCUCGGCACAAAGUUACCGAACGAAGCAAAUGGUGUCGUGUCAAAUACGGAAUUGAUAGGGCAAUCUGAAGCAGGAAAUGAACAACAAACAUCACUAAUUUGUUUAAAGAGCGAUGAAGGAAAAAGUGAGCUUGAGAACAGUUGUUCUUCGCCGCUUUUAACGGAGGAUGGUGGAAAUUCAGAAAGCACGGUUGCUGAAGAGGGGCUACCGAUGCUUCCGCCGAAAACCGCCAAACGAAGUCCUUCAGUAAAAGCUCCACCACCUAUACCGCCAAGAGCAGACUUACAGGAAGGGAGUAGUUCUAGAGACUCAAUCCCAAGGGCUGUGCAUGUAAACACUCAGUCACACCAGUCGGCUCAGCCAUCUCAUGCUGAACAACUUCCAGUUCAUGGUGAUGAACCAAAAAGGAAAGUGCCCCAGAAACCACCCAGAAGAACUGUAGAAAAGGCAGCUUCUGCUAAUAAACCAGAAGUUAUAAGUGGCACGAGUUUAGAGUCUAGCUUGCAGACUGAAACUCAGCAACAGGCUUCAUGCUCUGUUAAUAAUGGUGUUAAUGAGGACGUUGUUGCAACCUUUGAUCCAUUGAAUUGCAAAGAACUUUCUACUGAUGUUGAUAAUUCCUUGUCAGCUGCUUCAGAGUUGCCUCAUCCCCAACUUAGUGAUGGGGACUUGGAAACUUGCAAUGAUCAAACAAGCAGAGAAAAUUAUAUGUUAGGGGAAGUUGACGAAGGAACAGGUCACACUUCUUUGGAAGCAAAGAGGCCAGCUCCAAAGGCAGCUGUUAGGACAGGAUCCAAAAAACCAGUACCUGUCCCUCGAGUACCACGUGCCAGAGUAAAGUCGGAAGAUAAUAUAUUAGUGUCGGCAGUAGCCCCUGAGAGGAACAAUAUAGAUGAAAAGAAAGAGGAGAUUCCAUCUGCACCCAAACACUCUUUACAAACCCGAACAAAGUCAUUUACAACACCAGGUGACAGAAACGUUGGUCCUACAGAAGACAAACCAUCAACUUUCCCAAGAUAUCCUUCCAGGCCAGCCCCACCUGCUCCUCCUAGAAAAACAAGUUUAAGAGAGAAAAGAAGCAUUUCAGAUAUGCCAUUACCUCCUAUACCCACAGAGGGAGGGAACAAAAAUCAGGGUGAUGAAUUAGAUGGUGCUGUAGCCUCUGGACAAGGUACAGUGUCACUUAAAUUUUUAAGGCCCAGGAGUGACCAAAAUCAGUUCUCUCCUAACAAUACCAAAUACAAUCAAGAGAAAACUAGGUUAUGUAAUACUUUAAUCACCUAAGGGAAAAUGUUUUGAUUCUUUAUCAAAUUCUUUUAACUAACUCUUUAUAGAAAUAUAUAUACACAGAUCACAUGUACCUUGAAAGUUCUUGAAAAUUGCAGUUAGCGCUGGAAAGUCCUUGAAUUUUGGUGCUAGAAACUUUAUCCAACCCAGAUUCUCAAGUGCCUAAAAGCAGCAAACACAGAAAGACCUUCACAACGAAAUAGCUCAUGUUGUGGAAGAACCAAAAAAGACAGACUCAAGGCUCUUUUUUGCACUGAAUGGAGUCCUUGAAACAUGGGAAGUGUGUCCUUGAAAAUCAUUGAAUUUUUUUGUUCAAAAAAGGGUUUGAACCCUGUAUAUAGAGACCAGUUUGGAGAAUCUUGUAAGUAGAUAUUGGAGUUUGAAGGGUUUAAGUAGCCUUUAUGAAUUCCAUUUUUAAGUUGCCAUUGCCUUUGUCUGUGUCAAAGAACAGAAAGUUCCAAUCUCAUCUUUCAAGCCUUUGUUAUCUGUGCAAAGAACUUGCAGGGGACGAGGGAGGUGCAGUUUAAGGUAUAUAAAGCAGUUUUCCCAUAUUGUGUCCACAUAGAUUGUCAUUGUUUGUUUUUCAAUAUAAUUUGAAAUUGGCAUGUUACUUAUGUAUCAAAACUAUGUACAAACAGGAGUUAUUUAAAGUUGGGAUUUAAAUAAUAUAAAAUACACAACAUGAUUUGAUCUUAGCAUCCCAAAUCCAACUGUAUUCUAGCCUGCACGCAGACGAAAUUAAACUCUGGUACUAAUCAGAGUUUAGUUAUCGUCUGCACGCAGGCUAACUGUAUUCAUGUGUGCUUGAAAGAGAGAUUCUUCAAAGCUGUCAGUAGCAGGGUACGUUCUGUUUAUGUUGUAUGUCAAAACAAGAUUCAGGUUAAAAUGAUUUCAACCUAGUUUGAUUUCCAACUGGUAAUUCAUAAGUCUUUAAGAGUCUUGUAUAGUUAGUAUGCCCUAUGUGAAAUGUUUUGGAUGCCUGUUUGAUUGUUGUUUUGAAUUAAUUAUGAUUAGUUCAAAGGAAACAUAGUGCAGACACAAGCCUUGCUGAACAAGAACCUUUUGCAGAUACCACUUAUGAAGCCAUUAACUUUAAGGAUUAUCAGAAAGCGGAAGAAUCAGGAGAUGAUAACUACUCAAGUGAUGAUUCUCUGGAUGCAGUAGAAGAUUUGCCAGAAUAUGCUCCCAAGGUAUGUGAUCAGUUGAACCUCUGUUAAGUGGACAACAAGUGUGGAUUCAGAAAAUUCAGAAAGUGAGGGCAGGGACACCCUUGAGUUAUAUGGAUACUAUGUAUUUGACUGAGAAUUCUUUAAAAAUGAUACAAAUGUUUGCAAAAAAUGUUGGGGCCUUAGUGGCUGCCUUUCUAAAUCUUGUCAUUAAACAGUUUGAACUUAUGAAGAGACAGUGAUCUGUGAUUUUUUUAUAGCUGGGAAGAGGUGACAGUGUCGAUAGUCCUGAAGACUCAAGAAUGUCAAGAAAUAUCCUUAGUCCCAGGGUAAGUGUGAUUUACUGGUUUCUUCUUUUUGUUAAAAGUGAGUUCUUUGCUACAAAGAAUCAUAACUUUUUACUUCCCAGGUGAGAGAAAGAUAAGUUCCAUAACUUGUAUUUCUUGACACUUGCAGGUUCGCAAGAGUGAAGGAUAUCUCUGGAAACAAGGAGGGUCAGUGAGAGCUAAGUUCUUUAUCCCCUUAAUCCCGAAUGUUAAUGAAUGAUUGAGCGUGUGAAGAAAAAACUGAACAAAUGAACGAGCAAACAAACAAAGUGGCAUACUAACAAGUUAACAGUAAGCUCAGACAUGUAUCAGCAUGAAAGGGCAGGCCAUGAUAUGAAUAACGUUUGCCAGGAAGUAGACUUCUGGGAAAACGUCCCUACUCUUUUUGAACAGUGAUGUGGUUUCUUUUACAUCCCCUUCACAAAAUAAUGUAAGAAGGAUGUAGGAGACAAGGCCAAUGGCUUAACGUCACAGCCCAAAUGACACCAUCAUUGAACUGAGACAUGGUCUUAACAUAGCCAACACGAUUAAAGACUCUGGUUGUUGUUCUAGUCUCCCACUCGAUGGACCAGCAGUCCUAAAAGUACAGAUUGGAUCAAGAAGCAUGCUUCAAAAUUACCAGCAGGCAUCAUUUUUGACCAAUAUAAACUUGUUUUUCUUUUACCUUUAGGCAACAAAACAAUAAGGGAUGGCGAAAACGUUGGUUUGUUUUUAGUGGGACAGACUUGAGAUACUACAAAGAUAAGGUACAUGAAAACAAAAUGUAUGCUUUUAUUUUUAAGACUUUUUGAUUCAGAAAUAAAGCACAUAAGCAAGUCUGAGCAAUAAAAGUUUACCUUGCAUGGUUUAAAUUUAACCAGAAGCUACUUGAAGGUCCUAGGAAGAGCACAUUUGUACGGCUUACAGGAAAGGUGGACAAGGUGGUGUAAAGGGUUGUUUAUGUUGAGUUGAAAAAACUCAGAACUGUUGCACAUUAUAUUUUGAGGUCGCAAAUAUUUUGCAGUUUCUUUAAGCUUGUGUACUUCCACUAUUUCUUCCUUCCAGUGAUUUCAACAGCUUUUAAUGACUGAAGUAAAGAACUCAAAAACAUCUUAUUUAUAAGAUCAAUAUACUGAGUUAUUUGUAUACAUCUUUUUAGCAAAAUCUGAAUGAAUCCCUUCAUAUCAUUCCUGUCAGUCAAAUAAGAAACAUUGAGCCAUUGAAAGAUGUAAGUAUAGAAUAGACUUGAUAUCACCAUGUAUAUUAUUGUCAAGCUGCAGGAUAGGAAAGCAGUUUUAAUAGGUUCCAAAUUUGCUGGAAAAAUACAUUUUUGUUAAAAUUGAAUUAGUUUAAUCUAUCUGAUUAUUACAAUGAUCAGACAGUCUAAGUUAUAUUGUACUGUACUACCCAAAGCUGCAAGGAUCUUGUGCAGUUAAAUUAGUCACUUUUUAAUAGCAUCCUUCUCUUUGAAAAAAGUACUUUAACUAGGUUUGUCUGUUGUGCAGCCUAUCAACAGUAAUUUACCGGUAAUAAUUAAAUCAGGGUGCAAAGAAAGUCAGUUGUAGUUAGCAUGUACUAACCCAAGAGUCAUUUUAACUGGACAGAAAAAAGAGAAGCAAGAUUGAUUACGGUUCUGCAAUUAGAAUACCAGUUCACUUUUGUAUUGGGCAAGUUAAGGACAGAAUUCACUAGCCUGAUAGCAAAAGCCACUAGGCCCAGGCUACACCUGUAUCAGACUCAACUUUGUUUACACUCAACCCUCCAAGUUAAAGUUUUUGCUUAGUCGCCAUUUGGCAACCAAUUCUUUUGGUUUAGGGAAACUUUUUUACAAAUCAAGUCGCCAACUUCAAAAUUUUAGGUGCCAUGGGAACUAAAAUAGUCGCAACUUGGAGGGUUGCACACGCUGACUUAUCUUCUUUUAUAUACCAUAACUUCAUAUAACCUACUUGCACACAUACCUACCUGCUUACCUACCCAUUUUCUCCUUUAUUUUCUUUUCGUCUUCAGGCAAAACGUCCAACAUUUAAGGUCAUCACUCCAAACAGAACUUUUAUAUUUGCUUCUGACAGCACUAGUGAGUUUUGUAUUGUUGUUGUUGCUCUUUCUUCAGUUUUAUGUAGCUGUAUCUUGUUCAAUAUUGACCCAAUUAACAUCAAACGUGAGAAUUUUGCAAAGCUAGGGGUGCUUUUUCUGGCUAUUUGCGCCUUAUGUUAAUAGUCCUGUAACACAUGGACUCAUAUCCAGCCCCCCAUUGGUUUGAAAUUAGGCAGUGUUCUAAUUCCAUGCUCUAAUAAUAUUCAAUUUCACAGUCUUUGCUAAGGAUGAAAAUUAAUGUUGGGCCAUCAAAAUAUGGUCAAUUUAUACUGAAACAUCUAUUUUAUAACUUGGAUGUCUCUUUUGUAUAAAUUUCCCAACAGCGGACAUGAAUCUUUGGUCGCAGACUCUCAUGGAAGCAGUUAUCGUUUACAAGGUAAUUAAAUUACAAUAUCAUACCUGAAAACUUGCUUUACGGAAUCUAUCACCCCUAGAAAAUGUCCUGGGCAAUUUGCAAAAUUGCAGUUUUUAACCUUGCAAAUGAACUUUUAACAGCCGGGGAAGAAACCCAAAAAAAGGCUGCUGAAAUAAUAUUUUCAUUACUGGAUUAUAGCUACUGCUUUGAUUGUUACAUGUAUGCCUGCUUAUCUAUAAAGGGCAAAUCUGCCCUGAUCUCUAAUAUUCAUUAGAUAGGUUACAGCUGUGGUUUUUAAACUGUGGUAGUUACUAGUAUCAGUUUAGGAACACCAACAAAAACAUUGAUCGUUUUUAUGUUCCAGGGAGAUGAAAAAGCUUGGAAGAGUGGAGGAGACAUGUGUGAUCCUGAUAAAGAGGUGCGAUUUCUCUAAUUAAAAGUAUUUUCUUAUAUUUUAUGGUUGCUCCUCUGGUGUUUAAUUAAAAUGCAACCAUUUUUUACAACAUUUUUUAAAUGUACAAAGCAGUUCCCAAAGAUGAUGAUGAUGAUAAUAAUAAUAAUAGCAAUAACAAUAAUAAUAAUAAUUAAUUAUAAGCCACAAAAUAGCAUUUAAAUAUGAUCUAAUGGGCACAAAUAAUAGACAUUUUUUUUCUUAUACCAUCCCAAGUCACUGAAUUUCACAGGAAUUUCCAUCGAAAGCCUAGCCUGUCAGCAGUUUGAAUAUUAUCUUAAUUAGCAUAUAAUGAUGAUUACUUUUCAGGGAUGGCUAAAGAAACAAGGGCAUAACGUAGUUGCUGAUUGGAAGAAAAGGUAUUCUUUUCCGAUCUUCUUCUUAUCUGAAAACAUAGGGCAAUAAUAAAAAUGAAAAAUUAACUUUUCUCUUUCAUUUUCUUAACCUUCUAAACUUUGUUUAUAUCUAGAUAUGUUGCUGUCAAAGAUGACAAGAUUUGCUAUUAUGACACAUAUGAAGUACGUUUCUCCCAUUGACCUUGAUGUUUGUUUUUUGUUAGUUUCUCACUGUGACAAACGAUUUUUUUUUUUUGCAUGAUUUUUUUUCACAAUGAUUAUUGCUUUUCAAGUUUACCAUUUCUCAUUAUAACUUUGUUGUGUUACCCUCUCUUAAAGAAAGUCUCCACUCCACCUCACAGUUCAUAUUACAUUCCCUCAGGACUUUGUGUUCGCAACUCCAAUUAACUGUAUCAAUGCUGCACUUGCCAAAGUAAAAACCGUUGAGGGACACAAGAACAGAUUUACAAUCAUUACUUUCAACAAGUCCUACAGGUUAGUAUGAAUCAAAGGAAAUUCUGCCCCAUUUUCCUCCUGUAGUGGUUGUCUGUUACUUCAUUAGACCUUGCUAGUCUUUGACCAUUGUCAUUUCAAAUGGUCUUGAGAUGUGUAGUACGCUUUGUGUCACUUUUGACCUAAUGUAAGCUAAAACUUUUAACUGUUGUUCAAAGUACCAUGGCAUUUUUUUUCUGACACUCUUUUACUGUGAAAAACUGGGAUAACUUACCAGCCACUUGACUCUUUAACAGUAUUACACCUUCAGAAUUCCCCUGAAAGUUUCGUCUCCUUAAGCACUGUAAUAUCAACCAGCGAUAAGCUUCUCUUUAGCUUCACAUCCUGCUUAUAAUUUUCAUCAUUCUAUAGUUUUCAGGGAGAUAGUGAAUUUGAUGCGGCCUCCUGGAUCAUUGCCAUUGAAACAGCAAUCCAGAUAGGACUUGGUGAUAGAGCGGUAAGAAGUAUAAAUUGUCACUUAUCAAAAUGAUUAUUGUUAUUGUGUGCUUAAUAAGCUGAACUCUUCUUUCUUCAAUGAUUACAGGCUAAACGUAGAAAAAAUUCAUUUAUUUUGUCGAGACUGGUUAUUGACUGUUGUUGUAUAGUACAACAAUGUCAAAAAACUGAAAACAAAAUAGUAAUCAAUAUUUGUAUGUAAAAGAUCAUUUCUCCCCUCUGAAGUUAUGUAUUUUGCACCUCUACCAAUACACUACAUUCAAAUCACUAGAUGUUAUGUGACCUGAAGUAACUUAUGACAGGUUUUACUGUUGAGGAAAAAUUCCAGCAAUAACUGACAAUAAUGUAUGUGAGGAUGCAAAAGGAUGAUAAAAGGCUGUGAUAUUUGGUCAGUUAUGCUUUUGUCUUGGGCAGAUUCUUGAAAAAGUUUGGGAGAAUCCUAGUAAUCGAUGGUGUGCUGACUGUGGAAUGAAAGGCAAGAAUUGCAUUACCUUUUUAUAAAAUUAACUGACUAGUAUCACCAUUUAAUGUACCAUGCUUUGGUACAAAAAUAAUCCCAGGAAUACAGUCGAUUCUCUCCUAAUAGACACCUCUAUAACAUGGACACCUCACUAAAACAGACACCUAGAGUUGGUCCCUGCCUUUCUUUACUCCCUUUAUUUGACUCUCUAUAAGACGGACACCUCUAAAACUGACACCUAGAGUUGGUCCCAGCCCUUCUUUACAUCCUUUAUUUUGCUCUGUAUAAGACGGACAUCUCUUGUAGACAUACAUGUACACUGACUGCCUGUCCCAAAGGUGUUUGUGUUAGAAAGAAUUGACAGUAGUUCUUUAAAUUUGCAGUCAGUGACUGAUAAAAUUUAAGUAAGAAUUCACCAUUUAUUUCCAUGGCUCUGUCUCUAUUAAUCUGUAGAAAUAAAAUAUCUUUUGUAGCCAAUACAUGUACUAAUAAAUAGUUAUUUUAUCCCUGGCAUUGACUGUGCUUUUUGUUUUAAUCAUUUUCAGAUCCAGUGUGGGCAUCAAUAAAUUUUUGUGUGUGCGUCUGUGCAAAAUGUGUGGGUAAGUGGAACAGUCACAGCGAGUUUGGCUAAUGGGGGAUGUUAUAUAGCCAAGAGAAAUUUUUUCUUGCAGAACCAAUGGGGAAAUCCCGAGCGGGUAAUCAGAACACAGUUUACCUUGUCUUUCCAGCUCAUGUAGCCAGUUAUAGACCUAAUUUAAGGUGGUUAUGUGUGUAUGACAGGGAUGUGGCUGGCCUGUGAUGGCACAUGUAAUUCUGGCGGUUGCUUUUCUCUGCUGAAAAUAGCCAUUUGUUUGCAGGCUAGCUUGGAGUUACAUUGAUUGCUUUCAUGUUUGACCAGCUGAAGAGCUGUUAAGUAUAGAGCUGGCUGGUCCUUUUAUUUAGCUUCUGUACAAAUUUCUUAAGAUAGAUCACUGGUUUAAGGGCUUUAAUUUUAUGCUCUUUUUUAAGGCAUGCACCGAAAUCUUGGAGUGCACUGUUCCAGAGCACGAUCUCUGCUUAUGGAUGAAAAGGUCUGGAAUCCAACUCUUGUUGAGGUAAAUAUGUCUCUUCAACCUUGAUAUUUCAUUGCACCUUAUGAUACCACUUUUGUAUGUGAGCUGAUUUUGCUUUAUCUGUUCCAGCUGAUGAUAAAAAUUGGAAAUGACACAGCCAACCAACUUUUAGAGCACAAGUUGCCUGAAGAUGACAAAAUCAGUCCAGAAGCUAAUGUGUAUGUAUAACUCAAUAACACUUUUUUGAUAUUUUCUUGACCUACGUGAAGGGAGGGGCUUUGCUAAUACUAUGAUGUGACUUGCCCUUUUUAACCCUAAUAUCAAAACACAUUCUCCACUCUGUCCUCCAUAUAUUUCUGGUACUACAGUCUAAGAGAAUUUGUGUAAAAUUAAGACGUUGUUCAUCUUCUGUGAUUAUUUCCUUUAUUCCCUUGUUCUUUAUGUUGAGUAGUGAUAUUAAAUGGAGAAACUAGAUCUGUUUUACUAACCAUUUGUUUAAAUUAACCAUGAUUUUUUCAUUGCUUACAGCGCAGAAAGACGGGAGUUUAUUUAUUCUAAAUAUUGUGAUAAGAAGUACUGCAAAUACCAUCAAGCUUUUGGGGAUAAUGAAUUUUUGGGAAAGGUAAAGUGUUUGAAAAUCAUAAAUUUUUUUACUAGCACCAGUGACUGGGAACUUUAACACUGAUUGCUGUGUUCAUAUUGCACCACAUCCACUCAGUCUUAGGGGUUACAAGGUAAAAAGUCUGAAAAUAAUCCUACUUUUUAGCAAGUAGAUCAGUGAAUGUGGGUUUGUGGGUGUAAGGGAGAAGAUGUUGUAAUCCUUUCAGUCGUGAUUUGUCUAACAUUAAGAUGUUGUUGUAGUGCCUGCGAGAAACAGUGCUUACAGAUGAUGUAGUUACCACCAUGGAGCUUAUUCUAAACAAAGUAGAUGUAAGUAUUUUUACUUUCUGGGGAAGGAGCACCCCUUCUCCAUCAUCCAACCUCCUCUCACAUUUUUAUGUCAUUAUUUCUGUCUCCUUUCUUGCUCUAAUACCUGACUCUGUUAUGAAACAUGUGUCAAGUACACCAGUCAUGUUGAAUGAUAAUCUGUUUUCUCAUAUUUUUGCACCUUGUAGGUGUGUUUUGUUCCCUCUGAUGCUGAAGAUGAAAAAACACGUAAGUUAUAAAAAAACUCUGUUAUUAAAGACAUCACCCAUCCAUACACAGUGUACCCCAGUAGAAGCAGUGAGGGGGUUGGGAAGGAGGGCAGUGGCUGGUAUGGUGGGAAUCCUCUUAUGGCAUUGCACAGCUUACGUUUCAGUUAAAGUCACGAAUCAGUGUUUUUUUGGCUCCUACGAAUGUUGUCCAGGUUUGACCCAUGCACUCCCAAAUGUGGCCAAAAUCAACAUUCAGCAAAAUUUCCAAAUUUCUUUUUGUAAAAUGCUGAAAAACAAAUUUAUUUGUGGAACUAUGGCCCAAAAAGUGUCAUUUAAACGGUCAGACCAUAGGAUUUUGUGUACAGACUCAAAAGUUGGAACCACCUCAGUGGCAGCACUCCUUUGUAGACUCUGAGAGGAAAUUGCAGGCCGUAGCACAAAUUUUCUUUAUUAUGUACAUCUUUGUGAAUUCAGAAGGGAAAAGUAGUAACUUUUCUUUGAUCUUUCUGCUCUCAUUUGCACAGCUCUUGAAUUAGCAGAAGAAGCUGGACAUUCUCUUCAAGCUGUAAGCAGAUCUCCCAUUGUAUAGAACUUUUGUUUAAAAGAGAUUUCUGAUAGAUUUCUGAUAGGUUUUUCUACCAUUGUUCUUGUUCAUUUUGCACUUACAUUCUUGAUUUCAGGAACUACUUCGCCAAAAUGGUGGAGAAGGAGGUUUGUGGCAAUAUUUAUUUAUAAAAUUAAUAUAUUUUUCUCAGUUUACUGAGUAUUUUUCUGUCUUGUGGAUCACCCCCCAACCCGAGAAACUGUCCAUUUUUCGAAAGAUUUCAAACUUUUUGUCAUGUUGCUUUUUAGGGCAACUUCUUGUGCAGAAUAACAAUGAUAAUCAGGUCACGUCUGAGGUGAUUAUUAUGUUAUGUUAUGUUAUGUUGUUAUGUUAUGUUUUGUUACGUUAUGUAUUGUUGUGUUUUGUUAUAUUACGUUAAGCUAUGUUAUGUUAUUACAUGCUAAUUCAUUGUCUUAAUGUCUGCAUUGCUUUGUCACUUGUCUUCUAUUUCUCCUGCAUAAGAUUAUCCGUUAAAACUGAACAUCAUGUUAAGUACUGUUUAAAAAACGAGCAGAAGUGAGGUAUUUCGCCUCGAGUUUUUAACCCGAUAAUACAUGACUGUUAGUGUUUUGAACGUCUUCAAAAUCUCUGAUAUAGAUCAACUCAUUCUUGCACUAAUAUUUUGAUUUUGGGUUAUUUUGGUGUAAAAAAUUUGACGUAAAGUGUAGCUGUGUCUUUAUCAGAUAUGAAGACACUCAUUAAACAUUACUUUCUUUUGUUUUUCCUUUAUGUGAGUUUUUGAAGCUUUUUCUCUAUUUUGUUAAGAAUGCUUUAUCUCUGAAUUUUUCAAAGUCACAUGCAUGAACCUUUUAAUAAUGGUCCAAGAUGGAUGACAGUCAAUGCAUGUCUUCUUUUCCACUUAAUUUUUGUUAUUAUUAUUUUUUAUGUGUCAGAGUUCAGCAAGUACUCCAUUUGUUGAAGUGGUUUAUGAGAAAGAAGGAUUCUUGUACAAGAAAGAAGGAGUAAGUUAAUGUAUCUAUGUACCUAUUGAUAUGCGUGCCAUAUUUUCAAACUUGUUCCAGUGCACUAGGUGUUUUUUGAACAUGCUGCAUAUUUUGUCCAUAGUGUUCAUUAAUCAAGGGAAUUUAUUCACUGCCCAUGAUGGUGGUAUAAUGUUGUGGUUCAAUUAUAUGCCUGGUUUGAAUUUUAUUUCUCUGUGUUAUUGGGUAUGAUGAUUUGUAACAAUAAGUUUGAAACAAAGGAAAAUAUAAUUCAAACCAAGGAUAAAGGUUAUCCACUACAUAUAUCUUUCCAAUAUAUGCGAAGUUUAUUAUGGAACAAAAAAAAGUAGUAAUUUAGAAUUUAUUCAAGACCUGGCGUUUCAUUAAGAAAAUACGUUAAUUGAUUAAUGUUUAUUAUUUUAGUUAUUCAUUUGAUUCAUUUUUUAUUUAGGGCUGGAGAAAACGCUGGUUUCUGUUGAAGGAUCGUCAGCUUAAGUAUGGAAGAGGGGUCGGUAGAACUUGAGUUUCGUUUCUUAACAUUACAUUUUGUUUCAUUUCUACUAAAUACAAGACUAAAUGUACAAUUAUGUAAAUCAAGUUAAUAUAUUUGCAGCCUUACGAAAAGGAAGACCUUGUUACAAUUGACUUGACAACUGUGACGUCACUGGUGAAGUGUCCCAAGGGAGAGGUGUUACAGAUGGAUAUUGUUACAGCUGACAAGUGAGAAAAUCACAAUAUUCAAAGGGGCCAUGCCACAAGGAUAUUGCUAUUCUGUGCUUAACCCUUUAAUCCCCAAUAUACACAUACAAAUUCUCCAAACUGAUCUCCAUACAUUUCCUUACUGAAUUAAUUGAGAGAAUUUCAUAUAAGAUCGAGGCAUUUUCUCUUUGGUGAUCAUUUUAUCAAUUCUCAUAAUCAUAAUCUCUUGACAUUGUAUGGAUAAUGUUAGGAGAAAAUUGAUGUUGGUCACCAUUAGGACUUCACGGGUGAAGACAUUACUUAGUGUCUGUACUCAUACACAAAGUGCUCCUGUAGAGUUGGCAAGAAGAUAUCAAACAGAUUGCAUCAGGGAACACUUACCAGAAAAAACUGGCCCAAUUUUUGAACUUUCAGCCCAUGUCCAUCCUUGCUAUCCAUAGCAACAGAAAGCAGUUUCAGUAUGUAAAUUAAGCCUUAGGGUGCAUCCCUUUGGGAUGUUCCGGAUCGGGAUCAGUGAUCCGAGAUCACUCAGAUCGUGGUAAAGCUGGCCUGCGUGGCAUGGCGGUUUUGGUUGGGCGCGGUAAGUAAUAAAGGCGGGCGGGGGCAGAGAAACCGCGAGGAGAUGAUCCGAUGAAUCCUUUUUCAGAGUGGAUUCAUUGGCUUCUUUGAUGCAUCGUGAUCUGGGUGAUCCCGGAUCACUGAUCCUGAUCAGGAUGCACCCUUAAAUAACAAGAAUGGGCAAUAAUUUUUAGAAUUUAAUUGGUGUGAAGACACGUUUUAGCUUUUUAAAAAGAUAGCGAGUAGCGUGACAUAGCGUCUUUAAAAAACCUCCUAAGCUUGAGUUUACUCAUCCUCCUGCCCCACUCUGUGUGGAACCUAAUUGUCAGGGUAUUGUUGAUCCUUCUUUUUAGAACUCACAGUCUGAAAGCAGACACAGAGGAGGAGCUGGAGGCCUGGUACGCAGCUCUAAGAAGCAAACAGGUAGGAGCCUAGUGCUGAAUACAGUGGAAUCUCUCUGAAAAGUACGGUGGGACGUUUUCUUUUCAUGACUACAUUUUCACUGUUUGUUCUGUUUGUCUUAAAAGGUGUUUGGUGUUUUGCUGAGUCAGCAGCAGCUGGGUUCAGAUGGUAUCCCUCAUUUGGUAGCGAAAUGUCUGCAGUUUGUUGAAACUUAUGGUAUGAAACAAAGUCUUGUUAAUUUGUUCUCUUAAGCUGCGUUUCACACGACAGGCACCCGACGAAUUUUCGAUCAACAUCGCGACGGCAACUUCCCGCCAAAAGUGAAGUCGCGCUGCUUGCCCGCGCUGCUUCAAACUUUAUCGCGCUUAUUCUAUCUCAUUCAUUUCGUCAAAUAUUGGUAAUUUUUCCUGGAGUUGAAUUCUAAAAGAUUGCUUCAAAGUUCAGGAACAGAAAAAAUAGAAAGUCGUCUCGUAUUCACGUCCUAGAAAAAAACGUGAAAUUGGGCAGUCUCACGUCGUAGUAGUGCACUGACGGCAAAGAAAUGUACAAAAAAAGCGUGAUGUCCGUGCAAAGUUGUUGUUUUGCCAAUCUAAACUUAUUGCUUUUUUGCCGUCCUCGUUGAUGUCGACGUCGUCGUUGCUUAGCUCCCUAUUCGCCCAGUGCCGUGUGAACGUAACGUUAUUUUACAGCUCGGUUAAAAGAGAAACUUCAAAAACCACUCAAGUGGAAACAUGAAUUAUCGAGCAGCUAAGCUUACUUGAGCUUUCACAGCUAAAAGCUCGGUUUGUCUAUCCGUGAAUAAGUUUGCUUCUUUUUUUUUUUUACAAAUGAUAACAGGCGGUAUUGAGAUGGAAGGAGUUUAUCGAGUGAAUGGUGGACAGUUGACAAUGAAGAAACUGAAGACGGCUUUUGAUCAAGGUAACGCUAUGGAACUGUAAUUGUUCAUCCGCGAAAACGUUACUUUUUCUAGUUUCAUUUCAGACCAGGUUUCAACAGAGUUUCGUAAAACUGAGUGCAAAUCAAUUUCUUCCCCAUCUGAACGAAAAAACAAAACCAGCGAACUGCUGGAAGCAUGGCACCAAGCUCGAUCGGGAAACACGUGGGCGGUGUUCUACUCCUAACUGGUGAAGAAAAGUGGCGCGAGAUUUUUUAACCAAUCACUAAGCAUCCGCAUUCGGUCGCAAUCGCGCAAGUACUUUUCACACUGUGUGAAUCACUGAUUGGCACGUGUCUUAUUUCAGAUGCUAGAGGAGUGUUGUUGACUUUGGACGACUGCGGUGUUCAUGACGUCACUGGUGUACUUAAACAGUACCUCCGACAGCUUCCCGAUCCGGUCAUUCCGGGUACCAUGUACAAACAAUUCAUUGCAGCGGGAUGUAAGUAUCUGACGCUUUAUUAACUUGCUACAUUUUUUUACUUUUAGCUGUGUACAAUUGUGGUGCAGCAUUUCCAAAGUGCGUUUUUCAAAGAGUAUAUUUACUUUAAAUGGCUGCCCUUUACUAUUUUAAGGAGCUCAAUAAUUUCGUUGAUGUUGUUUAUUUUUAGUAAAUCAAGACCACAGCACAAGAUUGAUAGCCAUCAAGGACUUGAUCAACCAACUUCCCAAAGUGAACCAUGAUACUUUGAAGGAAAUCAUUUUUCAUUUGACAAAGUAUGUACCACAUACUCGAGAGCUACACUAAAAGCCAUCACUCACUGGCACUAUUGCCUUGCAUGAGUUUUCCCGCGCUUGGCACCCGUUCCAUAUUUUCCCGCGUCCUGCACCACCUUCCCAUAAUCACCCAUGGCAUCUGUUCCAUAUUCCCCGCGCUCAUAGCAUUAGCUGAGUCAAGCUGAGUACUUUUAUUACAUUCAUUCUACUAGUUUUGCCUUCACGACAACAAUAAUUUACCACGUGGGGUGUUAAAGUAAGUUCUUUAAUGCUCCUCAUAUUCUUAACUGCGUAGACUAGUAUUAAAGCAGGGUGUUGACAGUUAAGUGUAUUUCUUUUUCAGAGUGGUAGGAUUUCAGGCCGUGAAUAAGAUGGGUGUACCUAAUAUUGCUAUGAUCUUUGGACCCACGCUGAUGUCUAAUGAGAAUGUAAGCAUUCACUUUUUUUCUUUGGGCACAAAAGGCGCAAAACUGUCUUACAUCAAAUGCGCUGGUUUUGCAUUUCUACGCUUGUAAUUGGUUAAAAAAUCUGGCCAUUUUUUCUCAACCAAUCAGUAGUAAAAGCACAAUCAAUCAUGACUUGUUCACGUGCGUUCUAUGGCGCUUUGCUGGCUGACGGCGGGCUGCAUCCACUCGUUUCGAGGUCUGAUUGGCUUGUUGUAUUGUCUGAGUUGUAUUUUCUGAUUACUUUAUGUUUGUUGUUUUUCUUUUUUCAAUCGUAUUUUUAUUGUUGCCAUAUUUUUCAGACUGGUAGAAUGGAUGACGCCUCAAUCAACCAGGAAUUCUCCAUUGUUGGAGAUAUGAUCAAUUAUUACCAGUGGCUCUUUAGUGUAAGUUUGCAAAAUGUUAUGUAUAAACAGAGUCGAUUUGGCAUACUUGUAGCGUAAUUUUAUUGUGAAGCCUGACUGCUAUCGUGUAAAGCAUAGUUUUCCUCCAAUUGGAUUGUUCUGCGCGUUCUUACAAUUAUCAGAACUCCGUUUUCCUUUUAAAAGGCACGAGCGCCAAUUUAGAAAGCUUACUCUUGAAAAGAAAAUGCACUCAAAGCAGCAUCGAGUUUAGUACGACAAAAAUUCGUGCAAGUGAGUCUUCGAGAAUUUUUGAAAUAAUUAGCGUAAGGCUCAUGUCAUUACCCCCGAUAGUGAGAAUAAUAGCGAUGACGACGAGGACGACGAAUUUGAUAACUCUGAUGGUAACAACAUUUUUAUCUGCUAGGUGGAUAAUGAGGAAUUCGAAAAGGACAAGGUAGAAAUGUCGAAUUGUAUUUGUUUUUAUGUUGUCAAAUUUGCUAGAUGAUUUUGUCUCUCGAUUCUCUAAUGCCUGCUCUCAUAUUUGUUAGGCCAUCCAACUUGCCAAGCAGAAGAUAAGAUUGCUGAAUGAGUCCAGGGUACUGCUAUGAAUUUAACAUUUAUUUUUCAUUGACGUUAUGUCGUUAUGGAGUCAGCUAUUAUUUUGUUUUACAGAGCGAAAAAAGGGAGAGCACCAGUGGAGAAUUCACUCUGGACAUUUAUGUUAAAGAGAAAAACGACGAUGCUUGUCGAUUGAAGGUGAUUCCUCAUUCUUCCUUAUCAGUCAUAGUGGAUGAAAUUUUAAGACGGUCUCUAACAAAGCCGUGUACGGAAGCGGUGGUUUCAACGUUUCUACUUUUCAACGCAGCCCCGUUAUUUAAGUUGCCACGCGUGGCGUCUCCCCUUUUGUGAGGCGUAGCGUUGUGUUACGACCUGUUAAAAGAGAGACUGAGUAGGCGACUGCAGUCGACUCUUUCUUAACGGACACCUCCAUAACACGGGCACCUCUGUAAAACACACACCUAGAGUUGCUCCCUACUUUUCUGUACUCCUUUUAUUUGAUUCCCUAUUAGAGAGACAUCUCCCUGAGACUAGCCUCCCACUCAGACGUUCUCAGGGGGUUCGUCACGCGUUCCUGUCCCACUAGGAACGCGUGACGAACCUCUAAGAACGUCUACGUGGGAGGCUACUCUGAGACGUGCACUUUUUAGUCAUGAAAAUUCCUUUAAUUUCCAGCCCAGUCUUUGUGGGUCACGCAUCACGUCUCCCGUUGCGUGACUACCCGCAGAAUGACUUGUUUGAAAACUUUUUUUCAGGUUUCGUCUGAGAUGACAGCGGGGCGGGUGUGUGCUGAAGUCGUAGCGAUUAAGAAGUUGCCACCGAAUAUCGACUGGGUUUUAUUUGAAGUCAUUGAUAAUGGAGCCAUGGGUGAGUACUGUACUAUACAAGGGAAAAAGAAACACCUCGUUUGUAGCCAGAAAUUAAAUGACUUGUUGGUUAGAAACGAUGUACAUGCAGUGGAUCCUCACCUUGCUUUGGGACACCUCUAUUCACGGGACUCUUGCUCGGGCCCCAUGGUAUGUCCUGAGUAGAAGUUCCAUUGUAUUAUGGCAUGGAGGAACUGCAUGCCGAUAUUUGGACUAAAAGUAUUUUAAAAUCUUUCAUUUGGUUACUGCUCGCUUUGACUUAGCUUAUCAAGCUCUGGGUGGCUUCAGAUGACCUUCGUUCAACCAGUUUUCAUGACAUAUUUCACUUAAAGGCCUUACUAAAAACUAUGUUACUUUGUGCCUCUGUCGUUUUUGUCUUACUUGGCUAUUUUCCUCACUUUUCCAGAGCGUGCAUUCCAAGUUCGAGAGAAAGUUCUUGCUGCUGCAAACUGGGGAAGUGGUAACUACCUCAUCGUCAAGGAGAAUUAUAUCGCUGAGCAGAUUAAUCCUCACGUAAAUAUUGUAUUUUGUCCAUUUUGGUAAAGAUAAAGAUUGGUAAAGAUUUGAGGUCACAGCUGUGACUCAAACUCGGGACCUCUCACACGUAAGGCCGCACAGUAACCAAAUGUGUCAAUCCUUGCUCGUGGUAGUUUGUUGUUGUUGAAAUAAAGAAAAAAUAUAAUUCUUUUCUGAAUUAAAAAAUGGAAAUAUCCAACAAACCAUCGUUUUAGUUUUGUUGGAGCAGGGAUGAUGCAGUGGAGAGAGCAUUCUCCUCCCACCAGUGUGGCCCGGGGUUGAGUCCCAGAAUGGACGCCACAUAUGGGUUGAGUUUGUUUGUUGUUUGUUGUUGGUUCUUCUAUCUUCUCUAAGAGGAUUUUGUCCCGGUACUUCGGUUUUACCCGCUCCUCAAAUACCAUCAUAUCAUAAGUUUAAUUUGUACUGGAAAGUGUCUCCAAAUUUGUAAGAACUCUUAGAGGGCCAUAGGUUUAUCAGCAGUUCUUGCCAAUGUCAAGUGUCACCAGAUGUAUUUUUGUUUUCUUUUUCCCGUCAGGUCGGUUGGCUGUCAAUUGAGGGCACUUUGCACAUGCGGGAACCUAAAAAGGGCUGGAAACAGUCUCACUUAUGCUUGAAGAAUGGCUACCUGUCAGUCAACAAAGAGAGAGGGGUCAGUUCAAAUUCGCAAUUUAUAGUAGUCAAAACUGUGUUAAAUCGAUUGGGUAACCACACUCACCUGCUAUUGUCGAAAUCACUUCAUCGCUUAUCAUUGUUUGGAUUACUUUUGAAGUAAUGAAAAUAAUGAGAAUUUGGCCAAUUGCAAUGGGAACGAAAAGGCACUGAGGGAGGGAGGGCCGAGGCACUUACACUAGGCGCGUAGAGACAUUAAGCGAACUAUCAACUGCCUUCCUUGUCCUCAGGCUCUUUUCUGUUUCUAACUAAAGGCAAGAAAAGAGAGGAUCCUGGGUACGAGCCUAUGCCUUCCCUAUUCUUUCAAGUCCCUGCAAGGCUCGUUAGUUUUAAUCUGAGCUCUGAUAUUUAUUUCAGCUGAUUGCAAAAGCGAUUAAAUCUGACAAAUCUGAACCCGAGCAAUGGCCUCUUCAUAAACUGACUUUGUAUGUGGGAGUUCCAGCCGAAAAAGCAACCAAAGGAGUCGACACAAGGUAAGUGGCGUCCUUCAUUUUAACCGUUAAAAGAUGUUUUAUUAGCUUAUUAGUAUGAUUAUGGCUGCAAUUUUAUCCCACUGUAACAAAUUUUAAAACAGUGACUACCAUUCUUUGUCUCGUUUUAUUCAUGUUCUUGAUAAAUAAACGUCGAUGAAUAACAAAACACGAUGAGGUUGGUAAUUUUACCUAGUUUCGUGAUGUCUGGUUGGCUAGUGUAAAGCCGUGAGCCCCAAAACUCCUCACAUAUUCGUUUUGUGAUAACCAUAAAUUCAUGUCUAAGCUAUUACACAGUAAAAACGAACCCAAAGUCAUCGGGCGUGCAAAAUUGGAAAAAAAAUUGAUAAACGUUAAUAUGAAUUCGUGGUCUUUGGUGAGUCCCAGAUGACCUUGAAAUGGCCAUUUACGUCUCUUACCUUUGUUGUGUUACUGGUCGAUUUGGCAGCCAUGAAUGCUUACGCGUUUUAUUCGCAUCUCGACUGUUUGCGUUAAACCUUUGCCUGUACUGUACGGCGUUUUGGCGUUUAUCGCGCCCUUGCGACGGUUGAUGUUGGCGAUAGCCGGAAACUUUCAUAUCUUUGUCCGCGGUUCAAAGUAUGAGUCAUUUCAUACAUUUCCAGUUCACUCUCUAUUUUUUAGACAGUAGUUUUUUGUUCUCUCUAGUUGCGGAUUUACUAUUGUUGUGAAAACGGAUCAGGAGGAAAUCACUAGGUAAGUAAUAAUCAGAAUUAGAAUCGGAAUCAUAUCCAUAAUAAUUCUUACAAAUAUUUUUCAAGUCGGCCUCUCAUCACUGAAAAGUUGUUUUCGAGAGGUCCCUCUUUUUUAUUUUUGUACUUGACAAAGGUUGCCCAUCGCGCCAAGAAACAUGAAAUUAUAGGAAUAAAAUAUGUGAAAUACAACAAAACAUUUUUCCGGUUGUCGCCUCUCUCAAGCUAGGAUAAAAACCGAUUAGUUAUAAUAUUUUUCAGCGAUAAUAUGGAAGAGGGGUGAAGAUCUUCGCCCCUUGUUCCGGUUAGAUAACCUUUUAGUAAAGUUUUUACUAUUGUUCACGAGGUUUGUGCUUGCAAGAGGCGUCUCUCUUGAAUAGAGACAGAGUUUGUUCCUGAUUGACACUCGCUAACCGUUCCAUUUACUUUCGUCAUGGACAGGUACAUUUGCGUAAAGGAUAAACGAGACUUGAAUCGCUGGUUGGCAGCCAUACUGAAUAUGAAGGUAAUUUUGCAGCUGAUCAGAUUUGAGUUUAAGUUUCUGAGUUGCACUAGUCUAUAAAUUUUCACUCUCUCUCUUCAGUGAGAUCUCAGCUUGUUCCUGGCUCUCAGUUAGCUGGGACGAGCAAAAAGGGCGAGAAUAAGAAGAGUAGGCGAUGUCUCUCUCCACUCCUCGCCCGUUUAAUUUUUUCGCAGUCGCAAAACAACCUGCGAAGAUCUUCACCAGGUCACUUUUGAUCCGUCUCUGAGUCCUUUGCCCUUUUGGGUUCAAGUGAGUGCUUGUAGCCACCUUGGAUUCGUCACAUGCGCUCAUCUCUUGAACGUACUCAAUCAUUAUGUGACUAUAAUCUUCAUCUAUUAUUUUUUGCAUCAGCAUCCUGAAGGGAUUUGGUACGAUCCUUCGCAGAAGGAAACAAUAGCAUCCUCAUCUUCUGUAGGACCUCAGGUAUUGCUCUUGCAUAUUAUUAUUAUUAUAAUAUUAUAGGUGACGAAUUACUCCUUAAUUUUGGCGCGAAAUCUCAGCGUUAAUUUGUAAUUACACAUGUGAAAUUACAAAAUUGCCAUGGCAACCUUCCGUACGUCUCAGUGUCAAGAUGGCGACGAAGUUUUAAAAUGCCGUGAAUGAAGAUGUCAGGGCACAAAAAGAAGCUUUAGAAAACCUGAACACACAAGAGAACAUCAAGAAGGAUUCUAACAGGUAUUUUGCCGAAAUAAUCUGAAAAAUUCUGAACUUUAUAAGCCAAAUUUAAGGUCUAAACAUUUGAGAGAGUGGAGUUCUCGAUCGAUCCGAUCCGGGAUAAACAUGUCAAAAAUCCAAGGUUGCUAACGUAAUUCGUCUCCCAUGAUAUUAAUAGGUAAUCAAAUGGUAUACUCGUGAAAUUAUUCCCUAAUUUCACUCGUCUCCAUUUGAUUACACAUACUUAUUAUUAUUUUGUGGGGGUGGUGGGGGGGAGGGGGGAGGGGGGGGAGGGGACUAUUCCAUGAGGUACGAAAUACUCAACGCUUGCAGUAAAUUUUUCGGCAAGCAUCUGAAGCUAUUUCAGAGAUCAAACGGUCGUACAAAGGUUGUAUUCCAGAUAGUAGUGAUGAAUAACUUUGUUUUGUAUUUUCGUUUGUUUAACUGUAAUUGGACGUUACUUAAAUUGUGUUUGUUGUUUUCUCUCUUACAGCAGACGGACGAUUUGCCCAUGUUUCUGGGAAGGCAGGUAUGUUGCUUAAUCAUUUCUCAUCUGUAGUGAUUGUAAUAGUAUUACUCGCCCGAUUACACCCGAAUUUUAACCCAAUCUUUCCUAUUACCAAUUGUGUCAAUAACAAAAUGCGAGAAUUUAAAUAUUUAUUUAUGUAAUCACAAAGUUCUUACUACAUCAGCUUAAAAGCUUUUAAGGCAAAAACAUCGCUUACAGCGUCUGGUGAAAUCGGGAUAAGGACAUCCAACUGCGUGAAUUUUUCUUAAAAUUCUUUUCAUAAGAAUUAAAUGUGUCAAUAUUUUAACAAAAUGCGAGAAUCUUAUUAAUGGAAUGUUACAUCUUGUUAACACACCUGAGAGGUUUUACUUUAUAUGUUAAGUGUUCGAUGUCUUUUACCCCUCAGUCGGCAGUCCUUCGACGAAAAGGCUCCUCAAAGCAUGUCAUGGAUGAACUGAGAACAAGACAGAAAUCCUUAAGACGGUCUACAGCCAGAAAUCCUCAAACUUAAAAAUGGAAAAAAUGUAUUAUUGGUCAUAAAGAUGGAACAUUGUUGUAAAUAGGAAAUUUAAAAUUUAAAAAAUAAUAAUACAGUAUGCGAUAUAUUGCAAUUCAAAAGCUGUGGCUCAAGUUUGAACUUGCAGUUGACAGUGUAGAUAAGAUCAAAGAUGAUUUCACAGAGCUUUGUGAAAUUACACUCAAAUUAAAGCUUAGUUAAAUUCAAUUCAUAAAUAUUGUGGCAUUGGAUGAUUGGAUGGCGCAAUAAUCGUGUGGUCAUAAAAAGUUUGGAUAGUUUUCAGGAAACAAACCCGUAGCUUAGUGUGAACAUACCAAGUUUUAUAAUCCAGAAUUAUUCGGAAUAAUUUGUGCUCUGAAAAUAGACUCUAAAAGUAAUCAUUGUUGUGAAAGAAGCCCAGUUAUUAAUUUCGAGGGACGGUGGGGGCAGUCAAAGUUGUUCACCUCUCUAUUCAUCUCUGUAGGUACAAACGUUGAUCGAUAAAUUCUUUGAUUUGCCUGUCAAACCAUUCUGUGGGGUUUUAAGGGAAAAGUUUUGUACAAUACCUAGUAAAAUUAGAACGUUUUGCGAUGUAAAUUGAACCACUACAGGAGCCCCUGACCACUAUAAAUCGCAUUCUGUAAACUAUGAUGGACGGUGUCCACUUUUAUUACUGCUCAUAUUUUCUGCGCAUCACAGGAUAAUCGCGCCGUCCUUGAUUAACAAGAACGCUGGCGUCUCGGACGUCAUGAAUGGUAGCGUGCGUAGCAAGCUUUUCCAAUCGAGUUAUUGCGCAAAAGGUAGAUUUUUUUGCUCUCGUCCCAACUUUUCUCGACGAACUCGCGCGGAAACGCUUGAUACGCAGGCUACAUGAAUGGCAACCGGAAGUUUGGUUUUUCGCUUGAUGAAACACUUGUGUCUGACAUACCUCGUUGAAAACUUUUGUUGAACUCCAGUAGCAUGAUGUUAUCGAGUCAGAAAACUGAUUAAGAGGAACGAUCAACUGUCAGUUGUUAUGUUGACUUCCGGACGUCAAUAUACAACUUGCUUAAGGUUGCCUACACUAGGUAACGAAAAAAAAUAUUGCGACACAGUCGACACUUCUGUAAGGUGACUUUUUUUUCCUUUUCUAAGGGUGUCCGCCGACGGGAGAUUCGACUAUUUGAUUAAGGCUUUUUAUGUGAUGUAAAAACUGUGUCAAAAUUUGAAAGAAAUUUUAAAAGAAUUGAUAAGAAAGACCUUCAAAACUUAGUUGGGUUACGCUUAAGACUAAGCCAAGGUUAAUCCCUAGAUUCAGCGAAAGGGCGAAGUGACGUGAAGUCUUAUAGACGUUUUAGAAUUUAGAAUCUUUAAUAGAAAUAAAAUACUUAGCUUUUAAAUAGGGGUAUAAACAACUCUGUUUAAUAUAAAAACAGUUAUGACGUCAUUUUGUUAAUUUUCUUAUUUUUGUACAAAUAAACAUUUAAAAUACUAGUUAAAUGGAAGAUUUUUUUCCCCAGGACAGGCAUAUUUUUGUCAUAUAUUCAAAGAAGUGUAAUAAAAUAGUAUUGUU
Molecule: messenger RNA, 23063 nt
Organism: Porites lobata
Lineage: Eukaryota; Metazoa; Cnidaria; Anthozoa; Scleractinia; Poritidae
Source: the annotation of a GenBank genome assembly